GUUGAAGAAAGGAUCUGGCUGAGAGACCCGCAACUUUUACUUGUUGAGAACCUUUAGCCAGCGCCGGCGUGCAUGUGUUUUAGUUUUAUUCUUUUUCCCUUGCCCCCAGAGCCGUGGAGUACCUGCUGUUGCUCUCAUGCCUCUUGCCAACAGUGGCAUCUGCUUAGUGUAGCCAUCAAGAAUUUGAAUGUCAAUAUCUUUGCCUUGAAAUGAAUGGAAAAGUAUUUGUCACUCAGCGGCAAUCAUUCUUCAAAUAAAAGGUCACUGGAAGGACUGAGCGCAUUCAGGAGCCUGGAGGAACUCAUCUUGGACAACAAUCAGCUGGGGGACGACCUCGUGUUGCCAGGGUUACCCAGACUGCAUACCUUAACCCUCAACAAGAACCGAAUCACUGAUUUGGAGUACCUGCUGGAUCACUUGGCAGAAGUGACACCAGCUCUGGAGUACCUCAGUCUGCUGGGCAACGUGGCCUGUCCCAACGAACUGGUCAGCUUGGAAAAGGAUGAGGAAGACUACAAGAGAUACAGAUGCUUUGUUCUGUACAAGCUGCCCAACUUGAAAUUUCUGGAUGCCCAGAAAGUAACCAGACAAGAACGAGAGGAGGCGUUGGUCAGAGGAGCCUUCAUGAAGGUGGUGAAGCCCAAGGCUUCCAGUGAGGACGUUGCCGGCUCUCCGGAGCUCCACUACACGCCCUUGCCUUCUGCUUCCAGGGAACUCACCAGUCACCAAGGUGUCCUGGGGAAGUGUCGCUACAUUUACUACGGAAAAAACUCGGAGGGCAACAGGUUUAUCCGGGAUGACCAGCUCUGAAACCAAGUUCUGUAUACCUUCACCCAUUUCAUGAAAAUAAAAUCAAAAGGGAAAUCAAAAAUAAAGACAACGCUAAAGAAAAAACAA
This is a messenger RNA of Mandrillus leucophaeus (drill), 897 nucleotides long. It is a transcript of the gene LRMDA, whose product is annotated as chromosome unknown open reading frame, human C10orf11. Bases 214 to 810 code for a protein of 198 amino acids. The record is from RefSeq and is a predicted model, not a curated record. Gene Ontology annotation, molecular function: protein binding. Gene Ontology annotation, biological process: melanocyte differentiation. NCBI's taxonomy places the organism in Eukaryota, Metazoa, Chordata, Mammalia, Primates, Cercopithecidae. The transcript has 6 exons.